Molecule: messenger RNA, 429 nt
Organism: Knipowitschia caucasica
Lineage: Eukaryota; Metazoa; Chordata; Actinopteri; Gobiiformes; Gobiidae
Source: the annotation of a GenBank genome assembly
AUGGAUCGCAAAAUCCCUGACUUUGCUGGCACCUGGGAGAUGAAGAGCUCUGAGAACUUUGAAGAGCUGUUGAAAACGUUGGGGGUCAAUGUGAUGCUGCGUAUGAUCGCGGUGAAGGCUGCGUCCAAACCGCUGGUGGAGAUCACACAGGACGGAGAAACACUGUCCAUUAAGACAUCCACCACCGUGCGGACCACCCACAUCACCUUCACCGUGGGACAGGAGUUCAACGAGGCUACGGUGGACGGACGCCCCUGCACGAGUUUCCCGCGCUGGGAGACAGACAGUAAAAUCAGCUGUGAUCAGACGCUGGUGAAAGGGGAUGGGCCAAAGACGUCAUGGACACGAGAGCUCACCAAUGAAGGAAAGCUCAUUUUGACCAUGAGAGCGGACGACACCAUAUGCACACGAGUCUACGAGAGACAAUGA